Molecule: messenger RNA, 2713 nt
Organism: Botrytis deweyae
Lineage: Eukaryota; Fungi; Ascomycota; Leotiomycetes; Helotiales; Sclerotiniaceae
Exons: 2
Coding region: 230-2362 (710 amino acids)
Biological process (GO): deadenylation-independent decapping of nuclear-transcribed mRNA; P-body assembly
Cellular component (GO): P-body
Molecular function (GO): mRNA binding
Source: RefSeq, a predicted model, not a curated record
AAAAUUAACAAAGCUGUCAAGUUUGUCCAGUUUGUUUCACGAGAAACACUUUCUCUUACACCCAUUGCACCCAUUUCGAAUCAUCAUUCCACCAAUAAUUCUCUCUAUCUUCAUUCAUUGAGAGCUAUUUACCCAAAACUACGCGCUUAUACCACCCUCCAUCUCUUACUGCAUAUCGCGAAACUUUCUUCCCAGCCAGUGGUGAACUGCCAAAGAAACGAAACCCAACAUGUCGAACCAAUUUAUUGGGCUUACCAUGUUGGUGACGUUAAGUUCUCCACCUGGUGCACAAUUGCGAGGUAUCGUCAGUAGUAUCGAACCGGGUAAAAGCUUGACUUUACGAGAAGUUACAUGCCCAUCUAAUGGCAAAUAUGUCCCUGAGUUUACAAUUAACGCGGCGGAAAUUACGGAAUUGAUUGAGGCUCGGAAUGAAAAUGUCAAGCCGCCCUCUCCGGUUAUACAACAGAAGCCAGCGGUUGUACCUGCGUCGGUUGCGAAAAAGUUUGAGGAUCCGGCGAUUCUGAGCAUGGGAAGGAGACCGGGAUCGGUAGCUUCUCCUGCAGCAUCGAUUCCAUCGUAUUCUCAAUUGGAGAGCGCUUCGAUGGAACGCGAUGGUUCAGCCCGAACUGUUGUUGGUCGUGAGAAUAGGCGCAAAGAACAGAAUACUUCAUCCACCUUGCCCGAUAGUUUGACAAGUCAGGAAAUACACGAUCAGGCGGAGCUGGAGCAUGAAGAAGCGGAGAUUUUGGAAGAACUCGAUACAGAACUAGCUGAAUUGUCGGUAGAGCCCGCUUUGACCAAAUCAGGACGACAACGAACUCGCAGGAGAAAGAACCAAGGAAAGAAGCCUGUAGAACGUGUCUUCCAGGAGCCAAUCGUUGGCCCUUCCAAAAAUGCCCCCGGAUCAAAAGGUUGGAGACAAACUCCUUUGCUGGAACCGGUCACUUCAUUUCAACCAUUUGCAACCCUGAAAAAGUCUCAAAGAAGGGGUAACAGGAAUAUGGACGAGAACGGCUGGGCUACUGAAGAAGCAACCGACGUGCAAGAGAUGGGAGAUUUUGACUUUGCUGGUAGUUUGGCAAAAUUUGACAAGAAAUCUGUUUUCAACCAAAUGCAGGCUGAGGACGCAAUAGCAGAAUCAGAUCGCUUAGUCGGACACAAUCGCUUGCCCAAGGCAAAGCCCGGAACGUAUGGGGGAAAGAAUCUUCAUCCUACCGAGAACGUUUUGGAUACGCCAAACGGUGCGACAAAGGCUCCCGAACUUUGGAAGAGUGACGCUGAUGAUACCGACAUCCAAGAAAUAAGUAGUCAAAGAGGUUCAGGGAGUGGUAGAAACUCUCGUGCACGAAGACCAGAGAAUAAAAUAGCCAACCAUCACAGACCUAUUUCACGGAAAGGAAGUACUGUUCCAAGCUCCCAACCAUCACGAAAUAUUUCAGUGGCGCCGUCAAAGCCUAUGUUGUAUCUUGUUCCUUCAGAUCGUCGAUGUGAACCUAUCUCUGCGCUACAGAUGCUUAACCUGGAGAAUAUCGCAGAUGCUGAACUUGGCCUCACCGAAGACAUGAUGACUGAGAAUGCAGGUCGUGGUAUUGCUGAAGUUGGAUUGUCGGCUGUGAACACUGGAGGUCGUGGUUUGACCCAAGGCAAGAAGUCUACAGUUCCAACGGUUAUAGUCUUCGCCGGGAACAAUAAGAGUGGACUCCGAGCUGUAGCAGCAGGUCGACAUCUCCGAAAUCACGGUCUUAACGUUGUGGUUUGCGUCCUCGGUCUUGAACGUGAUUCCGAACUUUUAGUUGGGCUUAGAUGCCAAAUCAAAGUUUUCCGCAGUUUUGGUGGUAAAGUUUUUACCAAGACUGAACUUCUUGAUUUCAUUAAAACAUCAGGCGCACCUAUCGAUCUCAUUAUAGAUGGUCUUCUUGGUCUCACAAUGUCAUUCGAAGAAUUACGAACAGGUGAUCAGGCUGCAGCUUACGAACUCAUUGAAUGGGCCAACCGAAGUAAAGCAUCGGUUCUCGCCAUUGAUGUUCCUACGGGCAUUGAUCCCACGAGUGGAAAGGUCAGUGUAAUUGAUGGACGAAAAUUAUACAUCCACGCGAGAUAUGUCGUUGCAAUGGGAGCACCUAAGAAAGGUCUAUUAGAAGCAAUGAGUAUGGGUGAGGGAGUGGGUGACGAGGAGAAAUCAGGAUUAGGAAUUACAAGUGCAAACGCGAAAGCGAGUGGGGAAUGGCAACUUUUCGUUGCGGAUAUUGGACUCGGGAUGGCGGUUUGGAAGAAAGCUGGUACGAGAGUCAGAAGAGGAGUGGAGUUUGAGGGUAGUUGGGUAUUGGGAAUGAGGUUUCAGAGCGGUGCGGUAGUUGCAUGAAUCUCGCGUCGAGAUUGAGAUUGAGGUUUAUUUCCUAGUGGGCUAAUUAUUAUAUGGUGUGCGUGGAUGGGAUGGGAUGGGAUCAAAAGCAUAAAUUUGGGAGUGGGUGUGGAAUGGGAUCAAUAGCAUUGCAAUGGCGUUCUAGUUGUUGCAUAUUUUUGGCAUUGGCUUACUGCUUGGCUAACUGGCUGGUUGGGUUGGCUUUGGAAGAUGAGAAGAUGGAAAUGAAUGAAACGAAAUGACAAGGUAGUAAUGACUUACUUGUUCUUAGAUGAGAUGAUGAUAUCAUGGAAGAGGAGAAAUGGGAAUUAGAUAUAGAUAUAGAUAUCAAUACCAGUAUCAAUAUCUUUA